Molecule: messenger RNA, 485 nt
Organism: Pelodiscus sinensis (Chinese soft-shelled turtle)
Lineage: Eukaryota; Metazoa; Chordata; Testudines; Trionychidae
Source: RefSeq, a predicted model, not a curated record
CACUCCUGCGCGCUCACCGGCAGAUCUGAGGUAGAUCCCCCGUCAGAGAGGAUUAAAAAAUCAGCCGGCCCCCUCCCGACGAGGAAUGCUUCUUUGACCUGCUGAGCAAGUUCCAGAGCAGCCGAAUGGAUGACCAGCGCUGCCCGCUAGAAGAAAGCCAGAGAGAGGCUACUGAGGCUGCCGCCACCUCCGUUCCUGCCCUGGAAGAACGAAUCUCUCAGUCCUCGCUCAUGGCCUCUCCGCAGACCGAGGAGUUCUUCGAUCUCAUCGCCAGCUCCCAGAGCCGGCGCCUGGAUGACCAGCGGGCCAGCGUGGGCAGCCUGCCCGGCCUCCACAUCACUCACAACAACCUCGGGCACCUGCGCAGGGAGGGGGAUGCCCAGGAGCCAGGGGACGAGUUCUUCAACAUGCUGAUGAAGUGCCAGUCGUCCCGGAUCGACGACCAGCGCUGCGCCCCGCCGGACGCCGUCCCCCGCGGCCCCACC